Messenger RNA from Magallana angulata, 3063 nucleotides. RefSeq names its product xylan 1,4-beta-xylosidase-like. The transcript is spliced from 13 exons. Gene Ontology annotation, cellular component: plant-type cell wall. The record is from RefSeq and is a predicted model, not a curated record. Gene Ontology annotation, biological process: arabinan catabolic process; xylan catabolic process. Gene Ontology annotation, molecular function: alpha-L-arabinofuranosidase activity; xylan 1,4-beta-xylosidase activity. Bases 7 to 2385 code for a protein of 792 amino acids. NCBI's taxonomy places the organism in Eukaryota, Metazoa, Mollusca, Bivalvia, Ostreida, Ostreidae.
ACAUGUAUGCAACACAAAGACCACUUUAAAUCGGAAAUGAAAUCCACAACGUACAUUUCGUUCCUAGUUUUGGCGCUCCUAGCACCCGAGGGACUUCUGCAUGUGCAGGACUACCCUUUCCGUAACACAUCACUUCCGUGGGACGCACGUGUAAAAGACCUCGUGGACAGACUGACCAUUGAAGAGAUUGUUGUUCAAAUGAGCAGGGGAGGGUCCGGCCCCCGGGCAAGUCCCGCUCCUGCUGUCCCGCGCCUGGGGGUCGGGCCGUUCAGCUGGAACACCGAAUGUCUGAGGGGAGACGUGUACGCAGGGAACGCCACCUCUUUCCCUCAGGCCCUGGGGCUUGCGGCGACCUUCAGCACGGAAGUGAUAUGUGACGUAGCUUCCGCCACGUCCAUUGAGGUGCGCGCCAAAUUCAACGACUACCAGAGGCGGAAAAUAUACGGGGACCACAAAGGGAUCAGCUGUUUCAGUCCCGUCAUCAACAUCAUGAGGCACCCACUCUGGGGUAGAAAUCAGGAAACGUACGGAGAAGAUCCGUUUCUUUCUGGUGAGUUGGCGGCCAUAUUUGUAAAGUGUUUACAGGGAGACGAUCCAACGUACAUCCGGGCUAACGCUGGUUGUAAACACUUCGACGUUCAUGGCGGCCCAGAAAAUAUACCUGUGUCUAGAUUCUCUUUUGACGCGAAAGUAUCGGAAAGAGACUGGAGACUGACGUUUUUACCAGCGUUCAAAAGAUGUGUCCAGGCUGGGUCUUACAGUUUGAUGUGUAGCUUCAACAGGAUAAAUGGAGUCCCUGCCUGUGGGAACAAGCGUCUACUGACGGACAUUCUGAGGACGGAGUGGGGGUUCACGGGAUACGUGGUCAGUGACCAGGAGGCCAUAGAAAACAUUAUGACGUAUCACCACUACACCAACAACUCCGUGGACACGGCCGCACUCUGUGUGAAGGCGGGCUGUAACCUGGAACUGUCCACGAACGAAGUCAAACCCACGUAUUUCUAUAUCAUUGAUGCACUAAAAGCUGGAAAGCUGGACAAAGAGGAUUUAGUGAAGAGUGUAUCGCCAUUGUUCUACACACGCAUGCGCCUUGGAGAGUUUGAUCCACCCGAUCACAACCCUUACAAUUUUUUAGAUCUCUCUGUCAUUCAAAGCGAAGAACACAGGGCUAUAUCACUGAACGCCGCGAUGAAGUCGUUCGUUCUUUUGAAAAACAAGGGCGGAUUUCUUCCCAUAAGCAAACUUUUAAACACAAUUUCUGUCCUGGGUCCUAUGGCGGAUAAUAAAUAUCAACAAAUAGGGAGUUAUGCGCCUGACGUGAUGCCUACCUAUACGACAACGCCAUUACAGGGUCUGUCCAAACUUUCCAAAAGAGUCCAGUACGCAGCCGGAUGUAACGACAACGCAUGCUCAAAAUACAACAGAACAGAAAUACAAAGAGCAGUGAACUCUUCUGAGAUUAUCUUUGUUUGUCUAGGAACAGGCCCCAUGAUAGAAAAUGAGGACCACGACAGGGCUAGCAUUGAGUUACCAGGGCAACAGGCACAGCUCCUUAGGGAUGCCAUUACUUUUUCUGCAAAGGGGGUACCAAUUGUUCUGCUUCUGUUCAACGGGGGACCAGUCAACAUCACGUGGGCAGAUCGGAGCGACCGGGUGGUGGCCAUAAUGGAAUGUUUCUUUCCCGCGCAGGAGACAGGGGAAGCUGUGUUGAGGGUGGUCACCAACACGGGGAAUUCCUCCAACCCCGCGGGCAGGCUGCCAUAUACAUGGCCAAAAUAUCAGGAUCAGAUACCAUCUAUGGUGAACUACAGUAUGGAGGGGAGAACGUAUCGUUAUUUCCAUGGCGACCCACUGUAUCCGUUUGGGUACGGGCUGUCUUACUCCACGUUUAAUUUUACAAACGCUUGGAUGAACCCGAUCAUAAGUCAGGGCCAGGAUUUGACUGUUCGAGUUGAGGUCCACAACGAGGGUCCCACGGAUGGUGAUGAGGUUAUACAGGUCUAUCUGAAAUGGCUGGACACCAACGAGACCAUGCCAAUCCAUCAGUUGGUCGGAUUUGAACGCGUGUCCCUGCGCGCCAAAGAAACUCUGAGCUGGCUAAUUACCGUAAGGGCAGAAAAUAUGGCGGUCUGGAAUGAAUCAAGAGGGUUUUACAUAGAACCAGGUCGAUACAGAUUGUACAUCGGGGGACAACAACCAGAUCAAAGCAAGACACUUCCGUCAAAUGUACUGAUCUCUUCUGUUAAAGGAGAUCAAUACAGUCAAAAAAUUAACCACGAUUAUCGAGCCAUCUUAAUGCAAGUGUUAUGUAAGAUUUGUGUAUCAUAUACGGCAACAUGUUUAUUGUCAAGAUCACCCAGGCGUUUGAUUAAACAUUACGUUUGACACACUUAAUGAAGCGUCUGAUAUGUACCGAUUACUGUAUUCAUCUUAUCUUAUAGAACUGAGAGUCAAAAGUGUGGGCCGAUGUAUAUUGCUGUUAUGAUUGCCAUAUAUAUUACAUACUAGGUGGUAGAUAUAGAGUUAUAUGUCUCCAUUUCAAUAUAGGUUGCUCUGCUUUGCAGAUAUCUGUCUGUAGACAAUUUGUUGUGCGUUCGAUCAAUGUUUCUUGAGCCAUUUAUCUGUUUUAUUUCUACUAAGGAUUGUCACAGAAUACACAAUCAUAUAGACGAUCAUUGCAAUAAUUUUAAAAAGUGUGUUGUAUUUAUGGAAGUAUAUAUAACCCACAACUACAUGUAUCUAACAGUUUAGGGUUUUUUUCAAUAUUUUAUAUAUAAUGUACAUUUUUUCAUAAAUAUAGUUUGAAAUGUAGCCAUGCAAAUUGGAUUAGACAAUAUGUUAAAUAGGAAUACAUAAUAUCACCAUUAGAACAACUGACUAUUGCAUUCUUAUCCAUACUAUAUCUAUAACAUCGUAUAAAAACCUAAAUCUCAAUUUUUGUAAUUUCGCUUAUUAACUUCAAACAAUUCGAUUUCUCAAUUUGAUUUUAUUUAAUUUCAUUUACAUGCAGUUACAAAUCAAUAGUCAAUAUUAUUGAGUUAUUUUUUUUUUUUUUUUGUUUAC